CUCAGUAGUCGGAUGGCUGCAUAGGCCUGAAUACACACGACUGCCAUAGUCGACUGUCGAUGUCUAAACCGCUUUACUUCUGUCCAUCAUUUAUAGUAAGAAGCUUCGGGUGAAUAUCAACGUUCCUAUGAAAUCUGAGCUGAAGGUUGAACAAGAACAGACUCACAAACACAUAGAGGAGGAUAGGAAAUUGCUCAUUCAGGCUGCCAUCGUUCGGAUCAUGAAGAUGCGUAAAGUCCUGAAGCAUCAGCAGCUUCUUGGAGAGGUGUUGACGCAGCUGUCAUCUCGCUUUAAGCCUCGUGUGCCUGUGAUCAAGAAAUGUAUCGACAUCUUGAUAGAGAAGGAGUAUUUGGAGAGAGUUGAUGGCCAGAAGGACACCUACAGUUACCUGGCUUAGCUCAGCCUUAUCCUGGCUCUUGCAACACACUCUGCCUGCCUUGUACAGCCAACUCCUGCGCCUUUUGAUGUAUACUGACGAGCAAAUGAGGAUGCUGCAAGUAUUUGGGACAUAGUCUGCAUUGAUUUUUCGCAUCCGCGGUCUCCGGACCUUGACAUGGAAAGUUAUCUCUGAAUCUCGAACAAAGGCCAUCGGCUGCGCUCGUUUUUUGCGUCCCUUUAUGUAGACGUGUAGGUGUGUCAGACAAUGCGGCAUCUUUUUAUCAAUUUUGUUCUGAGCGAGUUUUAAUGUUCACCCUUGAAAGAAAUUAGCAUGCCAUGUAUAAUGGUGCGUAGCAUCAUAGCGUGGUGCAGGGGAGGUGGGAGGGGGGGAAGCACCUCUAAUGCCGAGUGUGUGCUACUGUGAGUUGUAUUGUUGUUGAAGAAAGCACUUUUCAACGUGUUUGGUGACCAGUCUCAACUUUUCCUUAAAUCUUGAUGAAUUCAUUGCUUUUUGAUUUUGAUGAAACAUAUUUUCACUGUUAGCAAAAUGACUGCACGUCAUUCUCAGAUUGAUUUGCUUAUUAGCAGAAGUUUUACAGACAUCAUCGGCCCUUCUCCGCUGCCAUCGUUCCUGGCCGCCCUUCCCCAUGUUUUUCCUCGUGUCAUUGCUUCCCAUAGCAAACCCUACACUGAUGCUAUUGCAGUUUGCUUUUCUACAAGAUAAGGCUGUAUCAUCGGUACAUGUGUUAAAACAGUGCAGUGCAGGCGAGCGAACGAGACCUCAGUCUAAGUAACGUCAGAUUUAACGCCAAUGGGUUGUGCCCGCGUGGCUGAAUAAGGCAAGGCUAGUGAUGCUACAUGCAUUUGUUCAUUACAGGAGUUGAAAUGCAGUAGGCGCGCGGUGGCAUCUUGCUUAGAAAAGGGCCAGUUCAUAACAGCGGCACUCCGGACGCGCGGUUGUGGGGUAGGCCGAUGGCGUGCUUUUUUUGUAUUAUUUAUUUGUAUGAAGGACCGACGUGAAAAUUCUCUUGCUGUCAAAUCGGGGGGGCUGACACUGCCGCGCACUAACGCGCUGCAUUGACCUUUUAAUUGGCACUGGUUGUACUGCUACUUGUGGUCCUAGUGGGAAAGUAUGUGCUGUGUUUUUAAUUCGACGACGAAGGGUUCCGGUUUCGUCACGCACGUCGAUCGCAAGGCACUCUGUGAUUGUACUUGGUGACGACGUAUGCGGUGCUGGACUGCAGUGCCCUCCUGUCAACAUGCCAACUUCAAUGGCUGAAGCAAAGUGACUGGCUCGUGCGAAAUUCUCUAAGACGAAUUUUACUGCGCCAUAAAAUCAUGUACCUCCGUGAAUUAAGUGAGCUUGUGCACCCGGCGGAGUGAGUAGGCACUCGUGCAAUAACCGAAUUUUCGACGAGUGGCUUACUAUUUCUAUUGUUGCUGCUACUGCUGCUUCCGCUGCCAAAAUAGCUGGCAAUGCAGUGCCGUGUAGUUCGGGCAGUAACACAAAAAAAGUACAAAAUAUUGUAAUAUAAACAUGCUUGCACAAUGUCAGGGAGUGGUGUAAGACAGUGCCAGAGUGCAGUGCGACCGUGGCAAAAACCACCGGUAGUUCGUGAUUUAUCAGACUGGAGUUGGCCGGUUGUGAGGGUCAGACCCGCGCAGUGUUAACGUGCGUUCCUCCCCCCACGAUAUUGCAAUUGGAUUUCAACCGUGUUUGACAAUGCGAGGUUGUCGGUAAUUUGCUACUAGCACCGGCGCGGUGUGACUACGAGUUGUCGUACCCGCUUGUGUCACGAACGACCAGGAGUACGUCGCACCUUGUCACCUCUUGCUUGCAGCCUACCUUGGCAGGCAGCUAUCAGCUGCACCUAGCUCAGCCACGAGGGGACUGGACGGAAGGUUGUAGCACUGGUGUUUGCGCCAGCGUGCUUACUUGGUGUAACCCUGUGUGGCAAGGUCAUCUAGGCGAGCUCGCCUUUUGUUAAAAACAGCAUCCCAGGAAGAGCAACGCACUCGUGCCGAGCAGGGUACUCAAAGUAGCUAUCAAGCACUCGGCGCAAAACUCCCACUUUUGAAGUUCUAAGCUUAUAUAUAUAUAUAGUCAUUACAAUUAAUAAUAUAACAAUUUGUUAGGUGACAGUCGGUUUCUUAAGAAGACACUUGUACAGAAACGUAGAAGUAUUAAAUAUCUAUUAUUACGUUUUAGUGUUGGAAUAUUAA
Messenger RNA from Priapulus caudatus, 2601 nucleotides. Its product is annotated as cullin-1-like. NCBI's taxonomy places the organism in Eukaryota, Metazoa, Priapulida, Priapulimorpha, Priapulimorphida, Priapulidae. Gene Ontology annotation, biological process: SCF-dependent proteasomal ubiquitin-dependent protein catabolic process; protein ubiquitination. The transcript is spliced from 3 exons. The coding region runs from base 128 to 397 and encodes 89 amino acids. Gene Ontology annotation, cellular component: SCF ubiquitin ligase complex. Gene Ontology annotation, molecular function: ubiquitin protein ligase binding. The record is from RefSeq and is a predicted model, not a curated record.